AUGUACUUUUCUGUAAGGCAGGGUCGUAUCCGCUGGCCGGACGUUGCUCCUACCAUGCCGAGGGGAUUUUUGUUAUCUAAACCUCAGCAGAGAGGGCAGUCCUUCCUCUCCUUCAGGAAAGGACCUCUUAGAUCGCGCGUCCACCUCGUCAAGUUGGUAGUUACUUGGAUCGGAUCCUUGCCAAGGAAACAUCACACGCCUUCCGCCCCUUACUCUCAGAUCUCACAGUCAAUAUCUCCAAAGAUGCUUCGAGUGACUAUCUUCCUCGUGUGCUUCUUGGUCGCCGCCUCUGUGCUCUUGCCGGCGGCGGAGGCGAGGCCGCAGAUUCACUCGUACGACGUCGCCAAAGUCAAUGCCGAAGUCUUCGAGGAACAGGACGAGGUGGAGGAAUCCGAACGUGGAGGAAAUUACGUAGAAAUCCAAGAGAGCGUUGUGGAGGACGGUGCGUCUCCCACGGGCGCCGCCGGGAGCAUCGCCCUCGAAGUCCUCGACGAAGUGGGAGACGCCCUCGGCUCCAGGGGGGGUGCCCUGCGCAGGAUGGAGGCGCUGCUCGAGGCCUCCAGAGGCGUCUACGGCAGAUAAGAUUCUCUUCAUGUGUGACUGAGAUCUCUGCGAAAUGGAAUGGAUGCUUGAAGGACAACCUUUCACGAAUGUAUAGAUAUCAGCAUAUAUUUUUAUAGUAAAAGUAUAAAAAGGAAUAAAAAUGUCAAGAAAA
Messenger RNA from Penaeus indicus, 715 nucleotides. RefSeq lists its product as uncharacterized. Lineage: Eukaryota; Metazoa; Arthropoda; Malacostraca; Decapoda; Penaeidae. The coding region runs from base 1 to 582 and encodes 193 amino acids. The transcript is spliced from 6 exons. The record is from RefSeq and is a predicted model, not a curated record.